This is a messenger RNA of Sclerotinia borealis F-4128, 564 nucleotides long. The record is from the annotation of a GenBank genome assembly. NCBI's taxonomy places the organism in Eukaryota, Fungi, Ascomycota, Leotiomycetes, Helotiales, Sclerotiniaceae.
AUGAAGUUCUCAAUCAUCGCUUUGGCCGCUGCAGCCACAACCGUUUCUGCUGCCGAAUUCCCAGGUCAACCGGCUUGCGCUAGUCCUUGCAUCAGCCAAGCCAUCACUCAAGGCUCCCCCUGCAACAUCGAAGACGUAGGCUGCCAAUGCGACGCCUCCAAUCGCGCGGGCAUCUCCACCGCCAUAAUCCCAUGCAUCCUCUCCGCCUGCACGGGAGCCGGGGAACUGCAACAAGCAUCUGAGGCCGGCCCUAGCCGAUGUUCUUUAUUUUCUGCCGGAGCCCUCGCCACUAGCGCGACCAGUUCCAGUGCGUCCGAGUCUUCGACCGAAUCCUCCUCGGCUUCUCCUGCCUCGACGACUUCGUCGGGUCCCGCUUCGACCACGGGGACCGAAGCUAGCACCACGGCUCCGGCUACCACUUCUAGAGCUGGCAAUGGUACCAUUACCACGGGUACACCUUCUAGUACUGCUGCCCAGGUUACCCAGAAUGCUGCGCAAUCGGUUGGAUUUGCAGGUGUUGGUGCCAUGGUCGGUCUUCUUGCCGGUGUGGUUGCAGCUUUGUAG